Miscanthus lutarioriparius is the source of this 576-nucleotide messenger RNA. The record is from the annotation of a GenBank genome assembly. NCBI's taxonomy places the organism in Eukaryota, Viridiplantae, Streptophyta, Magnoliopsida, Poales, Poaceae.
AUGGAGUUCCACCACCGCUACCACAGCAGCAGCAUCAUCCAGGCGGCGGGGCGGCCGACGGUGGCGGCCGCGGCUGCGCGGCCAUGGAGCAAGGCGGAGGACAAGGUGUUCGAGACCGCGCUGGUGAUGUGGCCCGAGCACGCGCCCGACCGCUGGGCGCUCGUCGCGGCGCAGCUCCCCGGCCGCACGCCGCGGGAGGCCUGGGAGCACUACGAGGCGCUCGUCGCCGACGUCGACCUCAUCGAGCGCGGCGCGGUCGAUGUGCCCAGCUGCUGGGACGACGACGACGCCGACCAAGUCCAGGGCGGGCCCGGCCGCCGCGCCGGCGCUACUGACCGGGCGCGCCGCGAGGGCCGGCGCCCCGGGAUACCCUGGAGCGAGGAAGAGCACAGGCUGUUUCUUCAAGGGCUGGAGAAGUACGGCCGCGGGGACUGGCGUAACAUCUCGCGCUUCUCGGUGCGGACGCGGACGCCGACGCAGGUGGCCAGCCACGCGCAGAAGUACUUCAACCGGCAGCUCAACCCGGCCAGCCGGGACUCCAAGCGCAAAAGCAUCCACGACAUCACCACCCCUUGA